AUGCCUUUGCCUUUGAUAUUCCCCAGAGCUGUGACCAUCCUGAUACUGAUAGUGGGAGCAACCACACGUAGUGAAGCUGGUAUUGCAAUUCCAAAGAGAACGGUGAGGAUGACAAAUGAUCUGGGAGGUGGCUUAGAUCUCACCGUUCAUUGCAAGCAGAAGGAUGAAGAUCUGGGAGUGCAUCUUCUUCAUCCCAAUGAAACCUACGAGUUCACAUUCAGGCCUAAUUUCUGGGGAACCACCCUUUACUUCUGCGGCUUUUCAUGGCCUGGUGUUCUUCACUGGUUCAACAUUUUCACAAUGAAGAGGGAUUUUAAAAAGUGCUUCACCUGCAUCUGGCAAAUCAGGCAAGACAAGCCCUGCAGGCUCGGCAAGAAAAGUCACGUCUUUGAUGAUUGCUAUAACUGGUCAUCAAGUUCUUUCAUCCCUCAUUUCUCUUAA
Messenger RNA from Neltuma alba, 441 nucleotides. Its product is annotated as S-protein homolog 2-like. Lineage: Eukaryota; Viridiplantae; Streptophyta; Magnoliopsida; Fabales; Fabaceae. The transcript has a single exon. Bases 1 to 441 code for a protein of 146 amino acids. The record is from RefSeq and is a predicted model, not a curated record.